Molecule: messenger RNA, 1760 nt
Organism: Myotis myotis
Lineage: Eukaryota; Metazoa; Chordata; Mammalia; Chiroptera; Vespertilionidae
Gene: BET1
Product: Bet1 golgi vesicular membrane trafficking protein
Exons: 5
Coding region: 1-672 (223 amino acids)
Biological process (GO): endoplasmic reticulum to Golgi vesicle-mediated transport; vesicle fusion with Golgi apparatus
Cellular component (GO): Golgi trans cisterna; SNARE complex
Molecular function (GO): SNAP receptor activity
Source: RefSeq, a predicted model, not a curated record
AUGGGAUCUGAGCAGAAAGUGGUAGCCUCGAACUUACAACAGUCGUCUCAUAGGGCCAGGGAGACAGAAAUUGGAGUUCAGAGCCUCCAAGACAACCAGGACAUGAAGGACCAUGGUUUCAGAAAAAAAGGGGACCUGCAGAGAAGGCCGAAGUUCGGGGGUCCUGGAGCCGGCCGUGCUGGGCGCGGGGGCGCGGGACGAAGUCGGACAGGUCGCGUGUCACUGGAACCUGGGCCAGAAAGCAGGUGUAAGGAGAGGUCUUUGGAGGCGGUGCCAAGUGGAAACGCGUCAUUUGUCUCGGGCCCUAGGGGUUUCCUUAAGUUCGGUUCAGCCCCAAGUUUGAAUGGUGAAGGCAACUAUGGGAACUAUGGCUAUGCUAAUAGUGGAUAUAGUGCCUGUGAAGAAGAAAAUGACAGACUCACUGAAAGUCUGAGACACAAAGUAACUGCUAUAAAAUCUCUUUCCAUUGAGAUAGGCCAUGAAGUUAAAACUCAAAAUAAAUUAUUAGCUGAAAUGGAUUCACAAUUUGAUUCUACAACUGGAUUUCUAGGUAGAACUAUGGAAAAACUGAAGAUUUUAUCCAGAGGGAGCCAAAGCAAGCUGAUGUGCUAUAUGAUGCUGUUUUCAUUGUUUGUCUUUUUUGUCAUUUAUUGGAUUAUUAAACUGAGGUGAUGCAAGUAAGUGUCAGUUUGGAAUUUGUUCCAACUUAAGUGGUUUGGGGUACCACUUUGGUAAAAAAAUCAGCAGCAAAACAUUCCUCGUUUUCAAAUAUGGCUUUUUCCAUUAACAGUUACAGAAUUUUACCCGUUUUAUAAAUCACAUUACAUAAUACAGUGCUCUUUGCAUACUGUUUCUUAACACAUUAAGUGCCCAGUCACCGGUGACUGACACUAUACUUUCCGUCCGGAAGGGAAAACAGGCUGGGCGCUUAAUGACUCAUUUUGCCCCUAUUUUCAGGGGUAUUGAGAACGCCAAAAGUCAGUCCAGCCCGAACCAUUGUUUUUCUAUUGUUUGCUAUCAGAUUAAAUAGCAAUAGUGUUCUGUUGUUCUCAUAAAUGUAAGUUUAUGUUCCAUGUAAAGAAACUUAGUGGGAGAAUAAUAGAAUGGGGAGCCUGACGCUGAGCUCUUGCAGUGGUGGACAGUUUGUGGUGGAAUGAUAAUCAUUUUCCUGAGUGACAUCAACCCUAAUGAUGUACUCCCCUGUUCUCCUUGAUUUGGUUAAAUUGUAGGCAGAUUUCUUUUUACCAAUGAUGUUUUUCUAAUAAUUUUUGAUUAUAUGACUCCUCUUCCCCCUUUGCCCAAGGACCUCAUUCUUUAAUAAAUCUUAUUAUUUUGACAUAUUUCUAGUAGGUGCAAAACAAAUGUGAACCAGUAUAAUUGUUAUUUUAUAUUAACUUUAUGCAUACCAUUGACUUGGCUUAAAAUAGCUUUAUGAUUUUAGCUACUUAGGCCAUUUGGUUAUCAUUUGUGACAGAAUGUGAAACUAAAGUAAUUGCUAAACUCUGACUGGAAAUAACAUGUUCAAGAAAAUUAAUUGUCUCUGCAUUAUUAUGUGCUCAAAAUAGAUAAUUGAAAGUAGUCAGCAUUGAACUUAGGGGUAAGAGUAUUGUUGUUUUGAUCCAGUAUAUUUGUUUUUAGAAAGCAAAACAAAGGUAGAAUGUUGAGUAGAAAGAAAUAUUAAAAUGUUCUUAAAUACUCUGUAUUGCUGUUUUGGAAUUUACUCAUUUAUGAGCUCUAAAAAUAAAUUUUUAAUGAAAUAA